Messenger RNA from Blepharisma stoltei, 333 nucleotides. The record is from the annotation of a GenBank genome assembly. Lineage: Eukaryota; Ciliophora; Heterotrichea; Heterotrichida; Blepharismidae.
AUGGGCUGUUGUCAAGCAUCUCACUACCGGGCUGGAGAACUUUCAUUUAUGGAAAUCCGGACAGAUGUUUGCAAGAAUUCUCUGAAAAUGAAGAAUGAAGAAAGUUUUGUUGAACUAAGUAUUUUAUCAAAUAACGACUCACUGCCUGAUACAAAUCCUACUAAAUCAGAUGAAAAUUUUCGGUUUUUUUCAUCAACUUUCCUAUCAAUGAGUGGCUUUCAAAGUGGAAUAGAGUCAGCCUUCCUUAGCUCGCCUCCUAUUUCAAUAAAAGGAAGCUUAUUUAAAAGCUCUUCAAUAACCAUGACUGAGCCUCAAAAAAUGCUGUAUAAUUAA